UUGUCAUAAGAGUAAGUCAGUGACACUCUCUCACUCAUCUCUCUCUCUCUCUCUCUCUCUCUCUCUCUAUAAUAUUUCUUCACCAUUUUCUCUUUCUAAAAUCUUCAUCAAUUUCUCUCCUCUCUGUCUCUGGAAACAAACAUGGCGACCCGCAAGCUGAUCGUGGAAGUGUGCAACGCCAAGAACCUAAUGCCGAAAGACGGACAGGGGACGGCGAGCGCCUACGCGAUCGUCGACUACGACGGGCAGCGGCGGCGGACGAAGACGAAGCAGCGAGAUCUCAACCCCGAGUGGGACGAGAAGCUAGAGUUUCUUGUCAACGACAGCGAAUCCAUGGCCACCGAGAUGCUGGAGAUCAACAUCUACAACGACAAGAAGGCCGCCAAGCGCAGCACUUUUCUAGGAAAAGUAAAGAUUCCGGGAAAUACUUUUGUGAAAUCUGAUGCGGCGGCGCUGGUUUACUUUCCGCUGGAGAAGCGGAGCGUGUUUUCUCAGAUCAAGGGCGAGGUCGGAUUGAAGAUUUAUUACAUUGACGAAGAUCCUCCCGCGCCCCCACCGGCAGAGGAGGAGAAGAAGCAGGAGGCAGCGCCUGAUACUCAGCCUGCGACGGAGGAGAAGCCGCCCGAGAAUCCAAAAUCAGAGGAUCAAAAUCCAGAGGCUGCUGCGGCGAAAGCAGAGGAAAAGAAAGAGGAGACUGACAAUAAACAAGAAGAAAAGCCUAAGGAGGAGGCGAAACCGGAGGAGAAGCCGAAUCCACCGGAAAAGGCUGAGGAGGCUUCAGCUGCUGCCACACCACCAGCUCCGCCGCCGGAGGUUCAAAAUCCUCCAAUCGCGUACGCAGUGGCGGAGAAAACAAAGCAAACGGAGAAAGAGAAGAACGCGCAAGUGAUCAACGGCGGAAUCAGCGAGCUCGAGCUUCAGCCGUUGGUUCGGGAUCGGAGCCGGAACGCGUACGAUCUCGUCGAUCGUAUGCCGUUCCUAUAUGUCCGGGUCGUCAAAUCCAAGAGAGCAAAUGCGGGUCCUACCAGCACCGAAUCCGUUUACGCAAAGCUGGCGAUCGGAACGCACAGCAUCAAAACCAAGACUCAGAUUGACGGCAAAGAUUGGGAUCAAGUAUUUGCUUUUGACAAGGAAGGAUUGAAUUCGACGUCGCUGGAAGUUUCCGUAUGGGCGGAGGCGCAGGAGAAGAAGGAAAACGAACCGCCGAUUAAAACAGAGAGCUGCCUCGGGACUGUGUCGUUCGAUCUGCAGGAGGUGCCGAAGCGAGUCCCCCCGGACAGUCCUCUGGCUCCUCAAUGGUACACUCUGGAGUCCGAGAAGUCGGCGGGAAAUGACGUCAUGCUGGCGGUGUGGAUUGGGACUCAGGCGGACGAGGCGUUUCAGGAGGCGUGGCAGUCCGAUUCAGGCGGGUUGAUACCGGAGACCCGAGCCAAGGUGUAUCUGUCUCCAAAGCUUUGGUAUUUGAGACUAACGGUCAUCCAGACCCAGGAUCUGCAGCUAGGUUCGGGAUCCGAAGCUAAACCCAAGGCUCGAAAUCCCGAACUUUACGUGAAAGCCCAGCUGGGUCCGCAGCUUUUCAAGACCAGUAGGACGGCCGUAGGGUCCACGUCCUCGAGCUCCGCCAACCCAACUUGGAACGAAGACUUGGUGUUUGUGGCAGCCGAGCCGUUUGAGCCGUUUCUGCUUUUGACCGUUGAAGACGUAACUAAUGGGCAGUCUGUGGGCCACGCCAAAGUACACGUGCCGAGUGUCGAGAGGAGGAUCGAUGAUCGAGCCCAGCCAAAGUCCAUGUGGUUCAAUUUGGUCGGCGACGAGACGCGUCCUUACGCGGGAAGAAUACACCUGCGAGUUUGUUUGGAAGGCGGGUAUCACGUGCUGGAUGAGGCGGCGCACGUAACCAGCGAUGUUAGAGCGGCGGCGAAGCAGCUUGCGAAACCACCGAUUGGGUUGCUGGAAGUUGGUAUUCGCGGGGCCACCAAUUUGCUACCGGUGAAGACCAAAAAUGGCGUGCGUGGGACCACCGAUACUUACGUGGUUGCCAAAUACGGGCCGAAGUGGGUCCGGACCCGAACCAUUCUCGACCGGUUUAAUCCACGGUGGAACGAGCAGUACACUUGGGACGUAUACGAUCCUUGUACGGUUCUCACUAUUGGAGUUUUUGAUAACGGAAGGUACAAGAGCGAUGAAGCGGGAAAACCCGAGAAGGAUAUUCGGGUCGGGAAGAUCCGUCUGCGGCUAUCGACUUUGGAUGUUAAUCGUGUGUACAUGAGUUCAUAUUCCCUUACGGUGUUGCUUCCUGGUGGGGCCAAGAAAAUGGGAGAGAUUGAGAUAGCCGUUAGAUUCUCAUGCUCAUCGUGGAUUAGUCUGAUCCAAGCUUACACGUCACCAAUGCUUCCUAGGAUGCACUACGUGCGCCCACUAGGUCCGGCGCAGCAAGAUAUUUUGAGGCACACGGCUAUGCGGAUUGUUACGGCUCGGCUUGCAAGGUCCGAGCCGCCUUUGGGACAAGAGGUGGUUCAGUUCAUGUUGGAUUCGGACACACACGUGUGGAGCAUGAGGAGAAGCAAGGCCAAUUGGUUUCGAGUGGUGGGGUGCCUGUCACGUGUGGCAACUUUGGCCCGUUGGCUCGAUGGAAUCCGCACGUGGAUGCACCCGCCCACCACUGUUUUAGUUCACUUGCUGCUUGUGGCGGUUGUGGUUUGUCCGCACUUGUUGUUACCCACCGUGUUCAUGUACGCCUUCUUGGUCCUACUGGUACGGUCGCGGUAUCGUCAACGGGGCCCACAUAAUAUGGACCCAAGGAUGUCGUACGUCGAUGCGGUGAGCCCGGACGAGCUGGAUGAGGAGCUCGAUGGGUUUCCGUCCACGCGACCGGCGGAUAUAGUUCGUAUCCGAUAUGAUCGACUGCGAGCCCUCGGAGGUAGGGCCCAAACACUUUUGGGAGACGUGGCAGCCCAGGGGGAGCGUUUGGAAGCCCUGUUUAAUUGGAGGGACCCAAGGGCAACGGGAAUAUUUGUGGUGUUUUGCUUGGUAGCUUCUUUGGUGUUUUACAUGGUUCCUUUCAAGGCCUUUGUGUUAGGGUCAGGGUUCUACUACUUGCGCCACCCACGGUUCCGUGACGACAUGCCGUCGGUUCCGGUAAACUUUUUCCGGCGAUUGCCGUCGCUCUCUGACCAGAUUAUGUAGGGUGAUCCGUCUGUAUGGGGUGUAUUUUUUGUUGCACUCUCUUGGUGAAGUACGUAGUUACUCGUUAAGUUGCUAGCCGCAAGCUGAUGAUGUAUUAUUUUUGUUUUUUUUAUUAUUUCUCAUGGGUAUUUCAUAUGAAGAUUUUUUUUUUUUUUA
Pyrus x bretschneideri (Chinese white pear) is the source of this 3342-nucleotide messenger RNA. RefSeq names its product FT-interacting protein 7. NCBI's taxonomy places the organism in Eukaryota, Viridiplantae, Streptophyta, Magnoliopsida, Rosales, Rosaceae. The transcript has a single exon. The record is from RefSeq and is a predicted model, not a curated record. Bases 142 to 3186 code for a protein of 1014 amino acids.